UAUUCUUAGCUGCUGGAAACGGGAUGACCUCAUCUUUUUCCUCCCUCGAGCAGGUAUAGACAUACAACAACAAAUAAUGUUAGAGGCGCAGACAGAACGGAGAGGAGCACGGGAGCACAACUACCGAGACCAGAGAUCGAGGGACUGUUUAUAUUCAAACACAUACAUACUUCAAGCGGUGUGUGCUUCCUCUUGUUUGUGCUGUUUACAACGUUCAGCUUCGUUGGACUUUUUCAACGUUUUUUGAUUUCCUGCGCACUCUGCUAAUCUCUAAACUGACUGGACUGGUUUUCGGGUUAUAAAAUAUAUAAAAGAAACAUUAAACAAAUCAAGAGAUGGUCUACUACAGGGACAGUCAGUCCGAGCGGCCGCCGUUGUCGCGUAUUCUGCCGCAUCUCUACCUUGGUGCAGAGACUGACGUAACGCAGGAUGGUUUGUCUGACCGAGGCAUUUCAUACGUACUAAGUGUGAGCAGAUGCUGCCCCCAACCUUCAUUUCUACCCCAGUCCCAGUACCUUCGUAUCCCAAUAGACGACUCCCUGCGGGAUGACCUGCUUCCUUGGAUCCCUCAGGCGUUGCACUUCAUUGAUGGGGCCAUGUCACUUGGCUGCUCAGUCCUGGUCCACUGUGCUGCAGGAAUCUCUCGGUCUCCAGCGCUUGCUGUGGCCUACGUCAUGUAUAGCCUAAAAAUGGAUCUGGAUCAUGCAUACAGGUUUGUGAAAGAACGCAGACCUACAAUUUCACCCAACUUUAACUUCUUGGGACAGCUGCAGCUCUUCCAGGGAACGCUUUCUUUGACUAAUAACAACACGAACUUUCAUGCUCAGCAGUCAGUAAAACCUUUGGAUAACUGCCCACAGCCUGCCAAUGAAAUAAAAAACAGCAGCAGUUCCACAGUGGCACUGUUAGCUAAUCUAAACCUGCAGAACAUGGACAACAACUGUAUUAUUAAUGGAUGUACUGAGGAUUCCAAAGCAAACGUGCACUGUGAGAACAAGAACAACCAAAUGGAAAAUAUUCCAAGCCGAGCCCAGCGCUGUGAGGCGAUGAAGCCAGAGUUUACCUUAUCCCUUUCAGACAAGCUCGGGGCGCUCACUCUCCGCACGAAUCCCACAGAGGUACAAAGACCAGUCAACGUCACUUCUCAGACACAACAGGAUGCACCAAAGUCCAGCUUACCUAAGCCUACUCACCUUCAGAUUCCGUCACUAGCGGAGAAACGCAAAAGCCUUACUCUUUCCCUUACACCAGUGAGUGCAGUUCCUCAGAGUCACCAGAAGGUGUCGUCAGUGAACAGCUGUGAGCUGAAACAGAGCAGUUCCUCAGUUGAUCAGACGGGGGCGUUAGAGGACCUGGGCAGAGUCAAUAUGGAGCCGACAGCAUCUGAAACCAGAGCAGAACCAAAUGGGUUUGUCAGUGAGGAGGCAUCAGCUAGACUCAGCUGCUCAAAAUCACAAAGACGAAAGAGUAAACUAAACAGCAGAGCAAAUGCGGAGCAACAAAAAACAAACCAACUGAAGCAUUCAGGCACAAGAUCGCACAGGCAGACCCAGGGAUCAUGUGGUAUUGUAACCUCCCCGCAGGAGCUUUUCGAGAAGGAGGUUACUGGUGGUGUGGAAGCAGUGGAGGGUAUGGUUGGAGACCAGAGCCCCUUGUCUCCGGUCAGUCUUACAGUCAACAAAAUACUGGACUGGGGUGAACGCAUGCUGCUUGGGGUCUUACUCGGCCCGCGUAUUAAAGUGGGACAGGCUGCUUUGCCAUACAGAUGUUGAAGAGAUCUGGUUAUAUGGACUGCGCUAUUUAAAGAUACAGGUGUAAAGAAGGAUUGUACACUCACUGUAUCUCGCUAACGAUCUGAAGGAACCUAAAUGAAGACAACGUUGCUCUGAGUGAAAAAGCAUAUGUAUGAGUGUGUGAAUUCACUUAUUUAUUUAAUAAAACAUUGCAUGUUCCUCCAAGACUAUUUGAGAGACUCACGUCAUCUGAUGAACUGGUGAUAUGUGGAUAAAUGACUGAAUGUCUGCAAGAAAACACAUGCGAUUUGUUCUAUUAUAAUGCACAGCUUGCCUGUGACUUUAUUUAUUGAAAUACAAUGAUAAUUGUUAUUUAUAAAGGGGUAUUUUGCAGGUGGAAUUUUAACACUAUAGCUUGUAUUGAAAACAGUGUUCAUUAAAGACGAUUAUUUUA
Molecule: messenger RNA, 2187 nt
Organism: Labeo rohita (rohu)
Lineage: Eukaryota; Metazoa; Chordata; Actinopteri; Cypriniformes; Cyprinidae
Product: dual specificity protein phosphatase 16
Exons: 5
Coding region: 336-1772 (478 amino acids)
Biological process (GO): negative regulation of MAPK cascade; protein dephosphorylation
Cellular component (GO): cytoplasm
Molecular function (GO): MAP kinase tyrosine/serine/threonine phosphatase activity; protein tyrosine/threonine phosphatase activity
Source: RefSeq, a predicted model, not a curated record